This is a messenger RNA of Juglans regia (Persian walnut), 1549 nucleotides long. RefSeq lists its product as uncharacterized. Lineage: Eukaryota; Viridiplantae; Streptophyta; Magnoliopsida; Fagales; Juglandaceae. The coding region runs from base 153 to 1130 and encodes 325 amino acids. The record is from RefSeq and is a predicted model, not a curated record. The transcript has 2 exons.
UUGCAUUUGCAAUUUUGCAUCCCAAGCUCUCAGCUCACACCUACUCCAAAAAGGGUAGGGAAAACAAGUCUUUGUAUCCAGAGAUCCAUUCCAUUCCUUAGUUUUCCGAGAAAGCUCGAAACUUGCCCGGAAAAGCCUCCGAUUUUUCUUUCAUGGCAAAUGCUUGGAAAAGGGAAAAGUCCUCGCAGUUCCACGCCUCGAAGACAAUCAAGACCGUCUGCUUACUCUUUAUUAGCACACUCCUUUUCCUCAUGUUCUUCAUCUAUUUCACCGCCCAACCCUCAAGUCCUAACCCUAAUCCCCCCUUCAGAACCGAUUUUUCUUUCUAUCCAAUUCCAGCUUUUGAUUGCUUGAAGUGCCCUCAGUCCCACCCCGUGAUCGCGAACCUCGUGGAGGGCCUCCGAUACCCCUUCCUCUACUCUCUCGCCGACCUGGGAACCUUGCCUGAUAAGCCCCACAAGAACAUUGUCAGAAUGCUAAAAGGGAAACCCUUUCGGAAGCCCGAUAUCUCGGUUUCGAUUCAGGAGGUUCUGGAGAAACUAAGAGGUGAAGGAAGAGGUAAUGGGCUCGUCGUCGAUGUGGGUGCCAAUGUGGGCAUGGCCAGCUUCGCCGCCGCGGCGAUGGGUUUUAGGGUUUUGGCUUUCGAGCCGGUCUUCGAGAACUUGCAGAGGAUUUGUGAUGGGAUUUAUCUGAAUCGCGUCGGGAAUUUGGUCACCGUGUUCGAGGCUGCCACGUCUGACCGGACUGGGAACAUUACCUUCCACAAGUUGGUUGGUCGGCUGGAUAACAGUGCAGUUUCAGCAACAGGUGCAAAGAUGGCAUUCAAAUCCAAUGAAGAGAUAGCACUUGAAGUGAGGUCCAUCCCCCUCAAUGAAGUAAUCCCAGAAUCAGAGCCUGUGCUUCUGAUCAAAGUCGAUGUUCAGGGCUGGGAAUAUCAUGUUCUAAAAGGAGCCUCGAAGUUACUAAUGAGAAAGGGAAGGGAAGCCCCAUAUCUCAUCUACGAGGAAGAUGAGAAAUUGUUGCAAGCCAGUAAUAGCAGUGCCAAAGAGAUUCAAGACUUCCUACAAACUGUGGGUUAUAGUCAUUGCACUAAGCAUGGUACAGAUGCCCACUGCACCAAGACAGAUUGACGCAAUUUUCUACCUUAAAGUUUGCUCUUAGAAAUGUAGCCCAAGUGCAGUAUGAUUGGUGGCUCGCCUUAAUGAUUAUGGAACUUAAUCUUCCAAGAGUGAAAGUAAGGAAUAUUGUCAGAGUUGCUAAUGACACCUCGGUUACAAAGAUGGCAUUUACGUGGUUGAAAUGCUAGCUUAUUUAUUGCCUAGAGGAUAACAUCCAUGCGGGAAUUGACAGACGCGCAACAAAGUUUGGUUUGAUGAAGCUGCAAUGCCGUUACUAGCUAGUUGAUUAUGCAUAGUUUUUGUCAACAGUGCAUCGAUUUGUAAACUUUAAAAUGUAAAAUUCUUUACCUUUUGUUAUUUGGUAGAUGCACUGAUUUUUUAUGGAAUGCAUUGAGGAACAGGCGAUCACUGAUGCGUCGUCCGGUUUACAA